Messenger RNA from Rotaria sp. Silwood1, 2199 nucleotides. The record is from the annotation of a GenBank genome assembly. Lineage: Eukaryota; Metazoa; Rotifera; Eurotatoria; Philodinida; Philodinidae.
AUGUCUGCAAAUCGUGUAACUGCUCAAAAUGGUACUCAACCAUCGACAAAUAUCGUCAUGGAAGACCCUGAAUUAACAUGGAAGAAUCUGGUUGAUAAAGAGAUAAAGGCGAAGAAAUUGAUAGGUGUUACAUGUCAUGCUUAUUCCACUAAUGAUCAAAAAAUUGUUGACCAGACAAAAAUUUGUCCUUGUGGCCGACUAGCACGUGACCACAGUUUUGAUGGCUCGGCAGAAAGGCAAGAUGAAAAUGCUAUUUUUGGUCCAAAAUUUGUCACGAAACAGGAUCUGACUGUGUAUGGGCAACUUAAUAAUAGAGCUCGAGUACGUGUAUGGUUGUUGACAACUGGUUUAAACGAAGGUGUAUCAAAAUUAAUAGGACAAAGUGUUCGUCGUUACAGAUUGUUGAACAAAAAAUCAUCUAACCCGACUAUAAUUGGUUUGACCAGUUGGGGAACAGUAACAGAACAUACGCGAAAAGUUUUGACGUGGCAGACGUCACGUAACAUAGAAUAUACUUCUUCAACAGAUUCUGCUGAGAAAAGAGCACCGAUGGUAUUAAAUUAUGACGAAAAGAAAACACUGGAUAAACAUCAUUCACAUUUCAUUCUACUAGACAAUGGUCGUUUAGGUGGUUAUAUUGAUGAUAAUCCUCGUUCUGAUUUCGUCAAGAAAGUACAACAUGAAUGUAAAUGUCGAGCAAUAACGGUCAUUGUUGAAGGUGUAAUUAUCAUUCAUGGUAGUGGUCGUUUGGCAAAUGUUCUUGGUGCAUUACUCGAAGCUUCCAGCAAAGAAACUAAGCCUACAGAAGAUGAUGUGAAAAAACUACUCGAAUUAGUUUCUCCCGAACAUUGGUCUAAGUCAGGAGAAAAUGAAAACAUAAAUGAAGAGGAACUUAUUAAAAGUAUUCUAGAAUUGUUUGAACCAAUCUAUCGCGAAUAUCUGAGCGUAUUUUGUCUCGAACGUGAUCCAAGUCUUACUGAUAUUAUUUUUAAAGCAGUAGAUGCUAUUCAAAGUGAUGCGGAACAACAGAAGAAUUUUUUCAAGUUAGCUAUCAGCUGGAAUUAUACAGAUAGAACAGAAUCUAUGCCUAAAUGUCUCGAAGAUGAUCCAACACUUUAUCCUAGUUUAUUUGAACUGGCACUUAAAGAAAAUCGACCAGUAUUCGUUGAUUAUUUUCUAAGACGAAAUUACAAUCCUUUUGAAACAACUAAAUUUCUUAAACGCUCUAAAAACUUAAAGAAGAAAAGAAAUAGUCCCAAUGAACUCAAUUUAGAUCAGAAAAGAAUUCAGUCGGAACAAGAAUCAACGGAAAAUAAUAAGAAUUCUCUAAACACACAACAAGUGGAAUGUGCUAUCGAAUUUAUCAUUAAGGAACUUUAUGAAAAAGUUGAGACACAUUUUAAUCGUUGGAGUAAUCCAAAAACAUUAGAAGCACUCGAUUCAAACUAUACUCAAUUAAUUGGACCAUUCGCUAGCUCUUUCUAUGUCGAGCGAAAUCGAAGAAAUCAAUUCUUGCAGGAUACAAAAGCAUUCUUCUAUCAUGGUCGUACGAAUACAAUGAAUGAAACGUCAUCGAAAGACAACAGUAUCGAGAAAUCACUUAUCAGUUAUACGUGUAGUAAACCAUUCAGUAGCCAACAUAUGCUACGCGAACUUUUCUUAUGGAGUGUGUAUGUAGGUUAUGCUGAUGUUGCUUUUGUCCUUUUGUUACAAAUUGAAUCGCGAAUGAGUGCAGCUUUGAUCGCAGCUGGUAUGACUCAACAUUUAUCUUUAUCUGCUAGUACUUUAGAUGUACGACAUAUAUAUAUUGAACAAGCAAAAAAAUAUGAAGUAUAUGCUACAGAUUGCAUUAAUGCCUGUUACGCACACAAUGAACGGCUUGCUUGUCAACUUCUUUUACGUGAAAAUCCACUUUUUGGAAAUGUUACUUAACGUCUUUGUAAGUCACCUGAAAUGGAUGCUCAAUGGACAGAAUUUGAGAAUGCUGCUACAUAUAAUUAUGCGCGUCAACUUGUCGAAGACAAUUAUCGACCAAAGGUUGAACAGGAGACUUCAAAACUAGAAGCGCAAUUAAAUUCGAUGAAAAAUACUAUUGAUAAAUUACAAGCACAAAUUGAUUCAUUGAAUCGUAGCAACGAACAGGUUCGAACUGAAACUAAUGCACAAACGGUGAGCGGACCACUGAUCACAGGAAAUUGA